Molecule: messenger RNA, 1656 nt
Organism: Puccinia graminis f. sp. tritici CRL 75-36-700-3
Lineage: Eukaryota; Fungi; Basidiomycota; Pucciniomycetes; Pucciniales; Pucciniaceae
Exons: 3
Coding region: 1-1656 (551 amino acids)
Source: RefSeq, a predicted model, not a curated record
AUGAGCCAGCUCCUCGAGAGACUACUGGCGAAGUUCUCACCACCCUUGGAACCCGCCUUGAUCAUCGCACUCAGCUCAGACUUCGACCAUGACACUCAGGAGUCAGCAGAACAGGACAUCGAGUCAAAACUAGACCACAUACUCACUCAACUCAUCAACGAACAACAAGAACAACAACAACUAGCCCAAGAAACUCAACCUGAGGAAAAGCAACAACAACUAGUAACAAUCCAAACCGAUCACUCAUCCCAGUCCCAGAAAUUAAUCAAUCAGGUACAGGCCAUCCUACCCGACCUAUCAGAGACGACGAUCUACCAUGCUAUCUCAGACGCCCCCGAACCCAAGAAAUUGGAACAGAUCAUCGACAUCCUAUUGGCACCAACACCACCAGCAACAGUAGAAAGCACUCCAAGAUCCGACAAAAAGUCAAAGAAUAAGAGGAAGAAGAAAUUCGACACGAUCCAUCUUAAUGAUGUCCUGCAGCGAGAGACACACAAGAGACUGAUCGAACAAGCUGGACAGCAUCUAGAGAAGACAUCGAUCAACAAUGACUGGGCCAUUGGGGAUAGUCAGAUCAGUUAUCUAGCCGACUUACUCGGCAUCGAGGUCGGGAAGAUCAACAGCAUCUAUCAUCGCAAGAGCUGUAACUUGGUCCUAACCUUGGAAGAACUCUUGAGGAUCUCAGAGUCUCAAAAGCGACUCGAUGGCUCAAAAGAUCAGGAUUGGUUCGAUCGCUUGAAACUCCAACUAGACUUCCUCAGAACCACCCUACUGACCGAAGAUGACCAGGUACUCACCAGACUCUUGAUCGUCACCAAUCUCAAUCCUGGUCAUGCACUUGAUCUCUGGAUCUUCUUGGACGAUCUACACGCCCGAUAUGGUACCUUGCCAUUCAACCAGUUCAUCUCCAACCCUAGCUCUUCUUCUUCUUCUUAUCCCUCGUCAUCAUCAUCAACGGCGGUCUCUCUUCAUAACCAGUCCAAGGCUAACCCCCUCAUAAGCUCAUCCUCAUCACCAACAGCAGUAGCAUCAUCAUCAUCAGCAGCAGCAGCACCAUCGAGACCAUUCAGCGUGAAUGUACAGCCAACUACUCGGCCCCAAUACUCCAGUCGAGAGAUCGAGAACAGCGUGAUGAUUCUACGAUCGAGGCGAGAAUAUCUCAACCAGAAAUCACGCUCGUCGCGCCAAUUGAUCGCCAAUAGUCAUGCGGUCUCGCACAAUAAACAGGCCAUCCAGAACUCGAUCGCGAUGAUCUAUGCGGAAGGGUCGAGGAGACUGAACGAGAAGAUCCAGGAUUGGGAGCUCCUUCUGGCUAGGAAAACCGUCCAGGAGCGCCAGCGAAUCCGCAACGAUUCGCUGUCUAUCGACCUCCAUGGACUCACUAAACCCCAGGCCCUCAUCAUCUCUUCUGAUUAUCUUCAAGCUUGGUGGUCUAAUCAUUCUUACUCGGUCAAUAACUUUAACUCUUCCUUCGUUCACCCUUUCAAGAUCGUCACUGGAGCAGGAACUCAUUCGACCAAUUGCAAACCAGCCUUACUUCCGACGAUCAUGAAAUUCUUGGAUCAAGAGAAAUGGAAGUGGAAGGCUGAUGAUGAACGCUCCAAUGGGCUCAUUGGAUCCGUCAUCGUCGUCGGUCGAGCUCGCAAUCGAGCUUGA